This is a messenger RNA of Mycotypha africana, 297 nucleotides long. RefSeq lists its product as uncharacterized. Lineage: Eukaryota; Fungi; Mucoromycota; Mucoromycetes; Mucorales; Mycotyphaceae. The annotation marks the transcript as partial. The transcript has a single exon. The record is from RefSeq and is a predicted model, not a curated record.
UCUUCAACUCAAACUAGGACACCAUGGUCUGUAGAAGAAGAUCAGUUAUUGCAGCAAGGUUACUCUCAAGGCCUAUCUUGGGCAAUGAUUUCUACUAUUUACUUACCACAUCGCUCUCGUGGCUGCUGCUGGGGGCGUUUCAAGACCUUGCGCUCAAAGGCGUUAGAACGUAAAGAAUGGACAGAAUCUGAAGACCGUCUUUUGUUACUAGCUAUCAAAAAGAACUCACGUUUGUUCAAGCAAGCUUGGAAAGCAGUGGCUCGUGAUAUUGGCAAUAGAAAUUGGAAAGAAUGUGAA